Oldenlandia corymbosa var. corymbosa is the source of this 4509-nucleotide messenger RNA. NCBI's taxonomy places the organism in Eukaryota, Viridiplantae, Streptophyta, Magnoliopsida, Gentianales, Rubiaceae. The record is from the annotation of a GenBank genome assembly.
CCAAAAACCCCUCCAAACCCCGCCAACUCCUCUCCUUCCUUUUUUUUGUGUAGUACAACCCCACCAAAACCAUCUCGUACUCGUAGUCUAGUACAAAAUUCCUUAUUUCGUAAAUACCGCUAUCAAUAAACCUAUUUUCGUCCAUCCAAAUAUUUCUCUCUCUCCGUUUACUUAUAUUACGCACAAAUAUUUGCUGUCUUUCCCAAACACUUCCUCCUUUGUUUCUUUUGUAUAAUCUACCUUUCCUCCCUCCCUCCCUCCACCCACGGUUUUGAUUUUAUUUUACGUAAUUUUUUUUAAUUAAUUUUCUCCCACUUUCUCUCUCACUAAUGCAUUCAAUUCCAUUUGUCUACCUAUAGAUUAACCGAUUCUGGAACCAUAAUUUUGGAAUUUGUAGCAUAUUUUUGUUUUGGAAUUAUUGGGAAUUUUUGAUCGUUGAUGUCGAGGAUGGCGCCGGGUGGGAGGGACGUGCAGCUGACGCCGGCGAGAGGUUUUGCGGCGGAGGACGGGCGGGAGGAUGACGACGGAGUCGGCGAGGAAGUUAGGCUGCUGGAGGAAUAUCUGGAGGAAGUGCAAAUUAAUAGUUCCUCCAGUGUUCCGGGGAAUUUGAGGAGGAUUCAGGUGAGAGUGACCGGCAUGACGUGUGCUGCUUGUUCCAAUUCCGUCGAAGCUGCUUUGAUGGGAGUUGACGGUGUUGUUAAGGCUUCCGUUGCCCUACUCCAGAAUCGUGCUGAUGUUGUUUUUGAUCCUAGCUUGGUUCAGGAUGUAGAUGUAAAGAAUGCUAUCGAGGAUGCAGGAUUUGAGGCAGACAUUCUGGAGGAACCUACUACACCUAAAGCAAAGACGAAUAGGACAUUGGUAGGGCAAUUUACAAUUGGAGGAAUGACAUGUGCCGCCUGUGUUAAUUCUGUUGAAGGUAUUUUGAGAGGGCUUCCUGGUGUAAAAAGAGCUACGGUAGCUUUGGCUACUUCUCUAGGAGAGGUGGAAUAUGAUCCAUCAGUAAUCAGCAAGGAGGAGAUUGUCAAUGCAAUUGAGGAUGCUGGCUUUGAGGGAUCGUUUCUACAGAGCAAUGAACAGGAUAAAAUCGUACUUGGGGCUCUUGGGAUAUCAAGUGAUAUUGAUGCACAACAUCUAGAGGGAAUUUUAUGUGGUUUAAAGGGAGUCAGACAGUUCCGUCUUGACCGGAAGUUGAAAGAGUUGGAAGUUGUUUUUGAUCCGGAAGUCCUUGGCUGUAGAUCGUUGGUUGAUGGUCUUGAAGAAGGUAGCAGCGGGAAGUUUAAGUUGUUUGUCAAGAACCCCUACACGAGAAUGUCAUCCAAAGAUCUAGCUGAGUCAUCAAAGAUGCUUAGGCUUUUUUCUGCAAGCUUCUUUCUCAGUGUUCCUGUCAUUUUCAUGCGAGUUGUCUGUCCUCACAUACCUGUCUUGUAUUCUUUACUACUCCGGCGAUGUGGCCCCUUCCAAAUGGGUGAUUGGUUGAAAUGGGCAUUGGUAACUGUUGUUCAAUUUGUUAUUGGCAAGCGCUUUUAUGUUGCAGCUGGCAGAGCGCUUCGAAAUGGGUCAACAAACAUGGAUGUCUUGGUUGCACUUGGGACUUCAGCGUCAUACUUUUACUCUGUAUAUGCCCUACUCUACGGUGCACUCACUGGGUUUUGGUCCCCUACUUACUUUGAAACAAGUGCAAUGCUGAUAACCUUCGUGCUUUUAGGCAAGUACUUGGAAACUGUUGCAAAAGGAAAGACGUCUGAUGCUAUAAAGAAGCUGGUGGAGCUGGCACCCGCAACAGCAACCCUACUUCUUAAAGACCGAGAUGGAAAAGUUGUAGCAGAAAGACAAAUUGAUGCAUUGCUGAUUCAACCUGGUGAUGAACUAAAAGUGCUUCCUGGUGCAAAGAUUCCUGUAGAUGGUGUGGUUUCUUGGGGUUCUAGUUAUGUUAAUGAGAGUAUGAUUACGGGUGAAUCUGUUCCAGUUUCCAAAGAAGUGAGCUCAACAGUCAUUGGUGGCACAAUAAAUUUACAUGGAUCGCUCCAUGUAAAGGCCAUGAAAGUGGGUUCAAACACCGUCUUGAGCCAGAUUAUCACUCUGGUUGAGACUGCACAGAUGUCAAAAGCUCCCAUUCAGAAAUUUGCUGAUUAUAUUGCUAGUAUUUUUGUCCCUGCUGUUGUUUCUAUGGCAUUUCUGACAUUGUUGGGAUGGUAUUUUGCUGGGGUGUUUGGUGCCUUCCCUGCUGCGUGGUUACCGGAAAAUGGAAGUUUCUUUGUUUUUGCACUUAUGUUUUCCAUAUCGGUGGUGGUAAUAGCAUGCCCAUGUGCACUUGGUCUGGCAACUCCAACUGCUGUUAUGGUUUCAACGGGUGUUGGAGCUUCUAAUGGUGUGCUUAUAAAAGGAGGAGAUGCACUGGAGAGGGCGCAAAAGAUAAAGUAUGUGAUAUUUGAUAAGACAGGAACGUUAACCCAAGGAAAAGCCAAGGUUACUACUGCGAAAUUAUUUACGGGAAUGGACCGUGGAGAAUUCCUCACUUUCGUGGCUUCUGCAGAGGCAAGCAGUGAACACCCAUUGGGUAAGGCCAUUGUGGAAUAUGCUCGUCAUUUCCAUUUCUUCGAUGAGCAGUAUUCUACAAAGGAUGCCCAAGAUCAUGGAAUGGAUACGAAGUUCCCUGGAUGGCUUCUAGAUGUUUCAGAUUUUUCUGCUGUGCCUGGGAAAGGUGUAAAGUGCUUUAUAAAUGGAAAGCAGAUCCUGGUGGGAAACCGGAAGCUAAUGAUUGAAAGUGGGGUUGUCAUACCGACGCACGCAGAAACUUUUGUUGUGGAGUUAGAAGAAAGUGCUAUCACAGGCGUGCUUGUUGCUUAUGAUAAUAUUCUUGCUGGGGUACUUGGUGUAGCGGACCCAUUAAAGAGAGAAGCUGCUGUGGUCAUUGAGGGCCUAACCAAAAUGGGUGUCCAACCUGUUAUGGUUACUGGUGAUAACUGGAGAACAGCUAGGGCUGUUGCCAGGGAGGUUGGCAUCCAAGAUGUAAGGGCAGAGGUUAUGCCAGCUGGAAAAGCUGAUGUUGUCCAUUCAUUCCAGAAAAAUGGGUGUGUAGUUGCAAUGGUUGGCGAUGGAAUAAAUGACUCGCCUGCCCUGGCAGCUGCCGACGUUGGUAUGGCAAUUGGUGCAGGAACUGAUAUUGCGGUAGAGGCUGCUGACUUUGUUUUAAUGAGGAACAAUUUGGAGGAUGUCAUCACUGCAAUAGACCUCUCUAGGAAGACAUUUACCCGUAUUCGGUUGAAUUACAUCUUUGCCAUGGCUUACAAUGUGGUGGCUAUACCUGUUGCUGCCGGGGUUUUCUUUCCAUGGUUAAGAAUAGAGUUGCCACCCUGGCUAGCUGGUGCAUGUAUGGCCCUCUCCUCAGUAAGUGUUGUCUGUUCUUCCUUGCUUCUUAGGAGAUACAGAAAGCCAAGACUUACGACCAUACUGGAGAUAACUGUAGAGUAGAGAUCAGACUAGGAAGUGAAGUAAAGAUUCUUGCCUUGAUUAUUAGAUGAGGUCGCCAUUGUUGAUGAGGUGGUGUGGGAAUCUAGUCCCUGGUUCUUAUGAGAGGAUUCAGAAAAACCUCAUGACUCCCUGACAGUGUGUGGAGAUUAGGUUGGAAAAUAGGAUAACAGAAAGCAGGUAUGAAUGGCGUAAACAUCAAAAACUGAACGAUGAGGUGCACCUGCGAUACGGAGGUGCAAGCUCAACGCCUGUAAGGAAGAAUAGAUGAUGAGAAAGACCAAAUGAAGGGGAAAAAGCAAUAUGAAGGAAACUGAAUGCUCCUGCAUCGAACUCUUGAGGCUAAACCUGGUACAGAUUUUUGCUAGCUUCGCUAAUUUUUGUUUGUCUUUCAAGCUUGUCUUGCUUCGUUAUUUUUUUUUUCCUGGGUAGAGUUUAUUCCAUUGUCUGAUAUGUAAAUGCCGCAUGACAAACCAUGCUCCAUGCUCUUGAUUCCUUUUUCCCUUUUCCUCGUUUUCGUGUAAAAUUUUACUCCAUUUCAAGAAAUGAAAAACUCUACCUCCCCAUUGCUUGUAUAUUUGUUUGGGAGUUGGGAGUUUCUAAGGCUCUUUAUUGAUGCUGUGAGUGAAAACCCAAAUUGGACAAUAAUUAUAGGACGCUAAACUGGACAAUAAUUAUAGGACGGAAUGAGUAUAUAACUGGCCUAAAUACUACAAACUUGAGAUUAUUGAAAUUACGAGCUCGUCCAAGAUGUGUACGUCCAAGUAACCAUUACCUCAGCAGUAUUGAUGCAAGCAUCUGAAGGGGAUAUUCCAGAUAAUAAUCAGUAUAUAUCUUUGCACGUCGAGAUCCGCCCGAGUGUCAAUAUCUACUCAUAACAUUGUACAGUUAAAAAUAACACCUUUCUGCUGAUUCUCUCAUUCAAUUAAUAUUUCCUUCGCGUAGUUAUAAUAAGAAGUGUAUUAUAGUCAGUGAGUGAGUUCCAUGCAAUAUAGUUUUGUGCUAUUUUUUAUUUUUAAAUAGUAUUUAAUACUUGCUCCG